ACAUUUCGGAUGUAAAUUUGCAAAGCGACUCCUGAAGGCCCAUAUAAAUCUGGUUAUCACUGGAAACAUUUUUGCACUCGAACGCGUCUCAGCCAAUCGCAGCGAUCAAGACAGACAGCUGAUUAUUUUUGUUCGUGUAAAAUGCAGUCUAAAUUAGUAUUUGGCCUCUUAAUAAGAUGAAAAUGUGGAAUAGCAUGCAGGACUGCUUGGCAGUGUGAAUGGAGGUCACCGCAGACAUUGAGUGAGUCUCAGCGGUGAGACACAGAGGGGGAGAGGGAGGACGGACAGCGGCCAGUCGCCUUCAAAAAUGGCGUCUCCGGAGGAAAAUGAGUAAAAAAUAUUAAAACGCGGCCUGUUUUCUUUACACUUCCUCGUUCGGUGUUGGUGUUUUUUCUAACUCUGUUUUUAUUUUACCCGGUAUGUGCAAACUCGUCGUCGCUUUUACUUGAAUUGGCUAAAGAAAGCAGAAAUCAGGGGAGCGAGUACUUGGGGGAAAUAAAGGCAGCCCUGUUUUAUUUUGAUGCGUCGUUAGUGACAGCUAGCAUCUGCUGCUAACCCACAGCUCUGCUCCGGAGGGGGGUGGGAACGAUUUGCAUUCAAAGAAAGAAAAAAAGGAUUUUGAAAUUGUGGGUAUUUCUUUUUGCUCGUCUGUGGGGAGUGAUUGCUACCAACGUGGCCCCGUCGAUUGCAAUCCUUUUUUUUUCUUCUGGUGCUAGCAUCGUAGCAAGGACUAGCCUAAAGAAAGGGGAGGAGAGACGGUGAAAAGGACGCAUUCAAAUCAAAUGUUUAUCAGCAAUUCGUCCACCACCGGCCAAAUCCGCGGCAUCUCCAUCAUGACCAUGACUGAUUUUGGACUAAAGCUGCAUUUGUGGAAAUGAUAAAUGUGAAAGGCGAAGGAAAAGGAGAAAGACUGUCUUUUUUUGGAGGUGGUUGGAUUAUAACCCUGUAGACCCCCCUCUUUUUUCAUCCAGCUUUCUCCUCCUCCCCUCCAUUUCUCUUUCAAUAUGCUGUUUUCCACUCCUGAGGACUUGCUUAUGAAACCGGGGAAAAUAGCCUGAAACCGACAACGGGAAAGACUGGAUUUUUUUUCCGUAAUCCGCGCUGCGACGUUCUCGUUGCUUUCGUCCUCAUCGCACACAUUGUACAGCUCAUAAAUGGAUAGGAAUUACCCGGGAACAGGGUUUGGCGAUUUGGGCGCAGGAGCAGGAUGGAGUUACGAGAGAUCGGCAAAAGCAAGUCUUGUGUAUGGGAGCUCCAGAUCAUCCCACCCUGAGUCUGAGCUCCUUCACCGACAAGCCUACGCCACCCCACACCCUCUGCAGGGCUAUGCUACCAAUCACCACCCAGGGAGCUCUGGCCAAGGCGGAGCUUGGGGAGCAGCUGGACGGAGUUUGGGUCUGUCAGGGCUGUUCGACACUGGCCUGCACCAUGCCAGCCCCUCUGCCCCUGAUGCCUCCGUCAUGAACCUGAUUUCAGCCCUGGAGUCUCGGGGUCCCCAGCCUCCGCCCUCCGCCUCCUCCCUUCUUUCGCAGUUCCGCACGCCAUCCUGGCAGACAGCGAUGCACACACCUGCUCCUCCUGAACUUUUCAUCUCUGGAGCCCUUCCUGGCUCUGGCUCCUUCCCCUCCUCCUCAGCUCUCUCAGCCUAUCAGCAUCCAGCGUCCUUCUCCAGUCGCUCCUUCCCGACAGCCUCCCUUUCCCUCCAGGACACGCCCACAUUUAGUCCCACAUCCAAUGGCCUACUAUCGCCACACGACCCCUUACUACACAUCAAGGCCCCUUCCCAGUCCAGCCUGGGGUUUGAUAGACUCCUGUCGUCACAGGGCGCCGCAGCAGCUGCCUAUCGGGGCAGCCAGGAUCCCACGAGUGCCACAUCAGCCCAGGCAUCCUCUGCCAGGCAUCUGCAGUCACACCAGUUCAACCUGUUGUCAUCACAGCUCCAGGACCAGUCGUCCCAGCUGUACAAUGCAUCAGUGUUUUCCUCAGCGCAGCCGCAGCCCCAGUCCCAGUCCCAGUCCAAUUCGGCUCAGGAACGGGCUGUUCCCCGACAGGACAGCGUUAUCAAGCACUACCAGCGGCCAACGCCGGCUCAGUCCCAGCUCUCAUCUUCUGCGGCCCACUCCCUUCAGCACUACCUCAGCUGUGGAGGGGCGGGGUACCAGCAGAUAGCCCACCACAGGCACGCUGGUCUUUCCUGCAGCCCACUGGGCGACCAGAGCCCCUCAUCUGACCAUAAGCCCCCCCCUCGCACUGACCAGUAUCGGCCAAUCAUCCAGCCGCCCUAUUCUUCCUCCUCCUCCUCUUCGUCUUCUUCCUCUGCUGGGAAAGGUACCAAAAGCAGCUCCAGCAGCGGUUAUUCUUCUGCCAGUUCAGCAUCGUCCUCAAGGACUCCCCACACCCCCCCCUCUGCUUCCUCUACAUCCUCUUCCUCCUCCUCUUCUUCUGCCACCUCUGGGGCACAUCCUUCCAAUUCAAUCCCCACAUCCAGCUCAAGCGCAGCCCCUUCCAGGCAGCAACCCCCACCUCAGCCAGCUCCUCCUCCCCCAGCCCCACAGCAGCCCCCUUCCACGUCUUCGUCAACCCCCCAAUCUCUCCCCAAAUCCUGCCUCUCAGGCUACGGUUCGCCCGUGCCCCCAGUGAAGACCCCCACCUCUGCUCUUACUGGUCAGACCCCACCCCAACAACAGACACAGUCAUAUUCUCCUAAUCAGCCCCCUCCUUCCCACCUGGCUCAGUCUUACGGAGGCUUCAGUUCACCACAAGCCCAAGACCUGAGCUCAGGUACGGGCGGGAAAGGCUAUGGGAGUCUUGGAGGGCGAAGCCAGUCUUAUCCCACUGAUAUGUAUGGAACUGAUUCCGCUUAUGGAUCUCUUCCAUCCUCUCUGGGUGGAGCUGGGAGCCCAUCACUAGGCUACGGCGCCCCGGGUCACUCCCCUGCCCUUCUAAGGUCAAGCGGUUCAUCAGGCAGCGGAGCAUCUGCAGGAGGAGGCAGCAGCGGCACAGGAAGUGGGAAUUCUGGCUCAGGAGGAGGAGCGGGAAAUAGUAUGAGCAAUGAGAGAGGGGGAGGUGGCAGUGGUGGAGGGUCUUAUCACCUUCCAGACUCAAGCCCCUCCCCAUCAGGCAACUCAGGCAUCAUCCGUCCAGGGUUGCACUCCCCAGUGCCCACCUGUCCCACUCAAUCUCCGGGAGGGGCAAGCUCUAAUAAAUACAUCUCUUCAGUUCUCUCCCCCACCUUCCUCGCCUCCCCGCAGGGAUACCCCGACACCAGAGGCCCCAGCUCCCAACCUCAGUCCUACCAUUCCACCUCCUCCAAAACAAAGGCGGACAGCUCCAUGCUAGGAGUGGGCUCUCAGAGAUCCCAAGACGAAGUGGAUGACGACGACGAGUUCUUGAUCCAGCACCUGCUGCAGGCGCAGGCAAGUCCUGCUUCCCAGGGUGGGCAUCACCAUCCUCAACAACAACCCCAACAGACGUCCCAACAAACGCAGGCCCAGCCCCAGUCAGGGCCCUCGAACACUGAUUCAGGCAAAGGGCUGAGCUACGACAUGGGUAAGAGCUCUGAGGAGAGGUACCACCCCCAGAGUGUCAUCCGUACUCACAGUGCCACAUCUGCUGGUAAUGCAGGGUCUGGAGGGUCCAUCUCAGGGCUGGAGAACCAGCUGGAGAUGUCGCUAAAGAAACAACAACAACAGCAACAACAACAACAACAGCAGCAGCAACACCAACAACAACACCAUCACCAACAGCAGCAGCAGCAGAGGAACGAAAGGUCUGUUGGAAGCAGCAGAAACAGUGGAGGGAGGGGCAGCGCUGAACAAGUGCACUCCCAUCUCCAUCACCAUGACAACCUAGGCUCGGUAGUCCACUACGGGCGAGGAGAUCCAUACAGCCAACACUCCCUUGCACCCCAACACUCCUCACAUAGUCAACACGUUUCUUCGCACUCGCAGAUCCCGUCCCACUCCCAGAUGGAGCUCCAGAAGAAGCCGCAGGAGCGAGCUGAGAUCCCUUAUCCGCGUAAAACGCCGGAAGUCCAGCAACAGCAUUCCCAAGCCGCCGCCUCCCUCAUGGACUCUCCCACCGACCAAUCCCGUCAGCCGCCGCACCUGCUUCAGUCGGUGCUGUCCCACACCACCCGCAACAAGCUGGAGCCUCAUCAGCAGCAGCACCACAAGAUGGAUUCCCACCAACAACACCAACAGCAGCACCACAAGAUGGACUCGCAUCGGCAACACCAACAGCACCACAAGAUGGACUCUCAUUCCCAACAGCAGCAGCACUCGAUCAGCCAACAGCAGGCCGUGAUGGAAGGUGGCGGCGGGACGCUCGGCUCGGGUAAACAUCAGGCUCAGUCUCAGUCCCAGGCCACCCAGCUGCAGCUGCAGCUCCAGUCGCAGGCCAUGGAGGUGGCGGCGGCUCACUACAACCAUCAGCACGAUCAGAGCCAGGUCAAACAAAGCUCGGUGGUGUCGUCCUUGGACAUGCUGGAGCGCUCCCUUUCUCAGACCUCCAGCACGGACGUAGCAGUUGCAGAAGACAGACGCGGCGGGGCAGGCAGUGGGGGAAGAAGCGGAGGGAGCAGCGAGCGCCACAGGCAGGAGCAGAGGCAGCACCCGUCCCACCAUCACUCACAGCAACACUCAGCCUCCGAGCUCCACUCCUUCCUCUCUGAGCCCGACAUGGGCUUAUCCACCCCACCUCACAUGCACCACCUCUCACAGCACCACGCGCAGCAGCAACAGCAGCACCCCGGCUCCCAACACCAACAAACCCACUCCCACCACCCUCACUCUCAACACCACAUACCCUCACAGUCAGCCUCAGGCCACUCCCAGUCUCAGUCUGACCCCCAGCAGCCCCUCUCUUCCCAGCUCACCCCCCAGCAGAGCCAGCUGGACCAACAGCGCUCCGAGCAGCACCAGUUUGACACCGUCAGCCCGGUGGAGAAGGCAGACCAGAAUCAGCAAAGUAACCGCUUCGUCCCCCUCACUUCCAUCUGUUUCCCGGACUCUCUCCUUCAGGACGAGGACCGCUCCUUUUUCCCGGGAAUGGAAGACAUGUUCUGUGCAGAAGACUACAAGUCGAGCUGUGCCGGAGGUGCAGGGCCGGGACAGGAGGAGAUGAACGAAAGCCACACCGGGCAAGAGGGAAUGGAUUCAAUGAAAGGCGGACAAGGCGGAGGUGGAGCAGGGGGAAGUGGCGGCGGUAGCUACGACAUAAUGGGUCACCAUGGUGGAGACCAGGGUUACGAACCCUACUGUCACGGCCUGGAAGAGCCCAGCAACAACACCAUGACUCUGGAUCUGGACUCCCUUAAAACCCACGAGCUCCCUUCCACUGUGAACACGGAACAGCUGGGGUUGAUACAAUCUCAGGCCCCGGCUAUGGGUAUGGGCUCCAACCCUGCUGGUCCCAACAACCCUGGGUCUAAAAUGUCCUCUGGGCCAGGAGGACCUGGCCAAGGCGCUGGUCCUGGAGGCCUCCAAUCUCCCAUUUUCUGCUCCUCUCGUCCCAAGAAGCUCCUCAAGUCCAGCUCUUUCCACCUGUUAAAGGAGCGGCGGGACCCCAACACACUGCCUAAGAAAAGUUACGCUCAAGAAUACGAGUUUGAAGACGAUGAAGAUAAAGCCGACCAGCCGGCGGACAUCCGCUUGAACAGCCGUAGGCUCCCGGAUCUGUUGCCAGACUUGGUGUCGAGCUGCAGAAAGGGAGGAGGGGGAGGCUCUCUCAGCCCUUUGAUGGGCGACAUUGACUUUUACCAUGCCUCUGGAUACUCCUCCAUGGGAUCACACUCUCUUAUGCCUCAGGAAGGACCCAAGAAGAGGGGCCGAAAGCCCACUAGACCCAAGAGAGAGGGACCACCGAGACCAAGAGGCAGGCCACGCAUCCGCCCCAUGCCCGAGCCAUACACUCCACGGGGCAUGAUGGGAGAAAUGGGUGCGACAACUCCAGGAGCGGGAUUCACUGUAGAGGGGCGAGGCAGGGGUAGAGGCCGCGGAAGCCGAGGUAGAGGACAGAGGAGGGAGGAUAUGUACAUGGAAAUGAGCGGGAAGGAGCAGGAUCAGAUGCAACACCAUCAGCUCCAGCAGCAGCAGCAGCAUCAGCAGCAGCAACAACAGCAGCAGCAGCAGCAGCUCCAUCACCAGCCCCAGCAGCAGAUGCAUGAGCCCAUUCCUCCUCUGAAGAUCAAGUUACCCAUUGGUACCCUGUCCUCUUCGGAUGCCUUGCUGAGGACGGACUCUCUAUCGGGCACGGACCCCGCUCUGUCGGACGGCUCAGUGGGCUCCGCUCCCUCUCUGGGUUUGAGUCCUGGACCCCCCUGCAGCACUGAAAGCAACAGAAGUCAUGACAAGAACAAGCAGAAAGGCCAGAUGAUGAGUGAAGGAGUGGACGAUGAGGGACUGGAGGACAGGGGCGAUGAGAAGGACUGUGAUUCCAAGGCUGGCUUUGUCGCUUCAUUCUUGGACUUCCUCAAGACGGGGAAGAGACCUCCAGGCUUGGACAUCUCCCCAGGAAUGGAGCAUGACAACGGAGAUACGUCCCCCCUUAAAUCAGGAGGUCUGCGCCCGCUGUCUCCCGCACCUCCGCCGCCGCCACCUUCCUUCGGUGACAGUGAAGGAAACGGGGGUCUGGCUCUGGGCAACUGCCCCAGCCCCAAGCGGCUUGAGGACGAGCUGAAGAGGAACCUGGAGACACUGCCUUCCUUCUCCUCCGACGAAGAGGACUCCGUCGGGAAGAACCAGGACCUCCAGAAGAGCAUCUCCUCGGCCAUUUCUGCCCUGUACGACACUCCUCAGCUGAACUCUAACAUCCAGACUCCUCUACCUCCGUCCCCUCCCCAGCCUCAGCCUCAGGCCACCCCGUCCCCGCUAACUCCCACGCUGCAGCCCCCCACGCUCAGCCCUCAGCCCGCCAUGCACACCCCCAACAACCUGCCCCAGUCCAACGAGCCCGAUGUCCUCCAGCCGGAAGACGACAGAGACAUGGAUGAGAAUAAAGAGGAGGAGGAAGAGGAGGAGGAGGAGGAGGAGGAGGAGGAUCAGAGGAGCGUGGGACGAGAGGAAGAGAGUGAAAUGAUGGAGGAGAGAGAGCCACAGCUGGAGACCCUGGGAGCCCCGAGUCUAGAUGCGCCGCUCCCCGAGAUUCUAUCAGAGCCAGAAUCUCCCGAAGCUCUCUCCGCCCCUCAUUCUCCCGCCUCCUCCUCCUCCUCUCCCUCUCACUCCCCACUACCUCCCCUCUCACUCCCCUCACCCAUGCCCCAACCUGAGGAGGAACAACAGGAGAACUCCCUGCCUCUGAGCCCUGCCGCUCCCACUUCCCCCUUCCCGUCACCUCUCCCACCGGCCAUCCUCCCUCAGCCUGCCAAUUCUCCUACUCCCACUCCUCCUCCUCCUCCACCUCCUUCUCAUCCCACUUCCCCUCCUCCCCCUACUUCGAUUCAGAAAGAGUCUCCCGUGCCGUCCCCAGAGUCCCCCGCCUCUCCCGAAGAGGCUCCAGCUCCUAAGAUCACCUCCCUGCACCUCGCGCAGAAGCAGGAAGACGCCGCCAUCGCUGGAGAGAGUGAGGAGGACGAGAGCGAGAGUGGUGGGGAGGGCAUCUUCAGAGAGAGGGAUGAGUUUGUGGUGCGGGUGGAGGACAUUCGAACACUCAAGCUGGCCCUGCAAAUGGGCCGCGAGCCUCCACCCAUCUGGAGGGUGCAGAAAGCCCUGCUGCAGAAGUUCAGCCCGGAGAUCAAAGAUGGACAGAGACAGUUCUGCGCCACAAGCAACUAUCUCGGCUACUUCGGAGAUGCAAAGAGGCGAUACCAGAGAAUCUAUGUGAAGUUUCUGGAGAAUGUGAACAAGAAGGACUAUGUGCGAGUCUGCUCUCGGAGACCUUGGCGCAGAGCCACAGCGGCUGUCAGACGCCCCCCCCUACCCAGAAUGGCAUCCCCUCCUACUGCCACCCAGGCACCACCCAAAGUGGAGAAAGAGGAGAGAGUGUCUCCGCCGGUGCAGCGCGAACAGAGGGAGAAAACGCGAACCACGACGACAAAAGAACAACGGGAGAAGAAGGAGGCGUCGGCCACUGUGCCCAAAGCCAAGGAGAAAGAGAGGGAGCCUGAGAGGGAGAAGCGAGUCCAGCCACAGCAGGAUAAAGUGGAGAAACGUGCCGUGGCAGAACGAGGAAGAGCGAAGGAGGAGAAGAAGGCGGUGGAGAGGAAAGAGAAGGAAAAGGCUGAGCGACCUCCUAAGUCCAAGCCAGCUAAAGUGAAGGCGGAACCACCGCCCAAGAAGAGGAAGAAGUGGCUGAAGGAAAUACCGUCAUCAUCAGACUCGGACUCAUCGGAGGAGGCAGCUAGCGAGAAUGAAAUGCCAGUGAAAGGCGGAGUUAACAACCGUGCCAUGAGGGAGAUGUUCAGGAGCUACGUGGAGAUGCUGGUCAGCACGGCGCUGGACCCCGACAUGAUCCAAGCCCUGGAGGACACUGACGAUGAGCUGUACCUCCCAGGGAUGAGGAAGAUUGACAGCAUCAUCAGCGAACAGAAGAGGAGGUUGUUGAGGAGAGUCAGCAUGAGCUCUCAGCACCAGGAGAUCCUGCAUGCGUACCCCCAGAUCAUGGUUGACCCCCUGGACUCAGGGUUGGUGAGGGUGCGGCUAAGUGGGGAUGCUUACAACCGCAAGACCCUCAACAGAGUCAAAAAGACCCUGCCUAAACCACAGGACCUUAAACUGUCAGGGGAGACGUAUCGUAUCUACAGUCUCUUCCACUCCCUGCAUCACUAUAAAUACCACACCUUCUUACAGUGCAAGAAAGAGACCAACAGCAUCGAGCAGGCGACGGAGGACCCGGGCCAGGAGGAGGUGGUGCAGCAGUGCAUGGCCAACCAGAGCUGGCUGGACUCCCUCUUCAGCUCCUUCAUCGAGCUGCUCACGCUCAGCACCAAAGCCUGAUUCCACACAAGAGAGAGACAGAAUGGAUUAAAGCGGUUAAAAAAAUAAACUAAAUGAAGAUACGAAAAGAGAUGGAACCCACUGUACAGCCCCCCCCCACCCUAUUCAAAUCUCUAAGAUGUGAGGAUGAAUUUUUAAGAACCCUCGACGGACACAAUGGGUCUGUUCAUGUGACCUCGGACACUGGCCUCUGUUCUUUUAUCUUGUUGUUGAUCACUGACUAAAGAGAUGUCUUACUUGGUGAGAAGGUGGGACCCCUACCGGAUUAAAGGUCACCGGCGGGGUCAAGAGGGAAUUGCUUAAUGAAGGGAGCGAGGCGAAGAGGAGCAGAAACACCAAGUCGACUGAGGAGCCACUGAGAUGUUGUUAUCCUUGUGUCAUGAAGACAAUAGUUCAAAGAGAAACUAUUACCACUUAGUUUUUACAUAAAUUAUUUUUUUGAAGACUAACAUCAGCUGUUGGCUUUUGAAGAGAGUGGAAGCGGGUGAGAAUGCUUUUUAAACUGCGUGCAGAGUGUGCCGUGAGCACGUGAACACUCGUCCGCGAAUGGAAACAUGAAAUGUGUUAAUAAACUCUCUCUCUCUCUCUCUCUCUCUCUCUCUCUCUCUCUCAACUACGUGAAGGGCAGCACCGGUCAGCUGUGUGAUAAUAUAUAAACACAUUUUUAUUAUUUAUAUGAGGAGGUUUUUAACUUAAACUCUCACAAGCGCUGAGUUGCUGCCCUAACAUUUUAAAACCCUUUUUAUUUUCCACAGAUCAGUAUACAGUCAGUAACCCACAUAUCCAAGCCGUCUUCCCCUCUAUACAAAAGAAACAGACGUCGGGACAGAAAUAUUGUAUCAAAUACAGUGGGUGUAAAAUAACGAGGGGAAAAAAAGUAAGAAAAGAAAAAAAGAUAACGGGGAAACUUUAUUUGAAACUUAACAUUGUUGUGCUUCAGUUCAAUCAUCAGUCAUGCAGGUGCAAAGAAAAAGAAGUAAACUAUCCAUUUCCCAUGUGGUGGGAAGAAGGAGUAUAAAUAAGUAAUAUUUAAAGAGGAAAUAGUCAUUUCAUUUUUAUCAUUUUGAUGUUUGUGCAUACUAUGACUUAUUUUGAAAACAAUCUAAUUUUCCAUAAAAAAAGGAAAAAAAAGGCGUGUAAAUAUUGUACAGUUCUUGAUGAAAUUCUUUGUCCUUCUGUACAUUAACUCUCCUGUAUUUGAGAAACAAAUAAAAUCUGCAAAGAACAAA
This is a messenger RNA of Eleginops maclovinus (Patagonian blennie), 10162 nucleotides long. RefSeq names its product proline rich 12a (gene prr12a). The coding region runs from base 1155 to 8933 and encodes 2592 amino acids. Lineage: Eukaryota; Metazoa; Chordata; Actinopteri; Perciformes; Eleginopidae. The record is from RefSeq and is a predicted model, not a curated record. The transcript is spliced from 15 exons.